UCUUCAAAUCAAUGUCAGCUGCAUUAUAACGAUCUUUUAAAAAUAUCUUUUAAGGCACAUUACAACAUGAGUAAGGAAACUGACUCAAAUUCUUCACUUGAAUGGCCUUAUCUGCUGAGUUACAAUGGGACAUACAAGUACCUCUACUUAGAAGGCAAUGUCUCCUAUGUGGACUUCUACCACCACCAGCCUUCAGUGGCAGCUGUCUUCAUUGCCUCUUACCUCCUCAUCUUCCUGCUCUGUAUGGCUGGCAACGGAGUAGUCUGCUAUAUUGUUCUGAGGAACAAGCAUAUGCGAACAGUCACAAAUCUUUUCAUCUUGAACCUGGCUGUCAGCGAUUUACUAGUGGGAAUCUUCUGCAUGCCCACCACCCUCCUGGACAACAUCAUUGCAGGAUGGCCAUUUGGAAGCAUGGUUUGCAAGAUGAGUGGGAUGGUCCAAGGAGUCUCUGUCUCUGCCUCCAUCUUCACUUUGGUUGCAAUUGCUGUAGACAGGUUUCGAUGCAUCGUUUAUCCAUUUAAUAAGAAGUUGACCACCUCAACUGCUAUCAUCAUUAUAACAGUCAUCUGGAUUCUGGCCAUUGCAAUCAUGUGUCCUUCAGUAGUCAUGCUGCAGGUACAAGAAGAUAAGCAUAUAAGAGUAAUCCUUGGCUAUGGCAAUGAAACCCGCCCUGUAUAUUGGUGCCGGGAGAACUGGCCUAACCCAGGAAUGAGAAAGAUCUAUACAACAGUUCUGUUUGCCAAUAUCUACCUUGCCCCCUUGUCACUCAUUGUUAUUAUGUAUGCUAGGAUAGGCAUUGCUCUCUUCAAUGCAGCAGUGCCUACAGUGGGAAAGCACAGCCAGGAGCAGAAACACACAGUGUCUAAAAAGAAACAAAGAGUCAUCAAAAUGCUCAUUAUUGUGGCUUUGCUUUUCGCUUUGUCCUGGCUGCCAUUGUGGACUCUGAUGAUGCUCUCAGACUAUGCCAACCUGUCAGAUAUCCAGCUGCAGAUCAUCAACAUUUAUAUCUAUCCUUUUGCCCACUGGCUGGCCUUUUUCAACAGCAGCAUCAACCCCAUUAUCUACGGUUUCUUUAACAGAAACUUUCACAGAGGUUUUCAGGCAGCCUUUAAACUUCAGCUCUGCUCUAAGGACAUAAUUCACAGGGAGGUCUACUCCCAGCGAGGUCAAAGCAAUGCCAUUUUGCCAAUUGCCAACUACCAAACACCCCGGGAUCAAGCUUGUCAAAAUGCCAAGGCAGAAAGAAAGCCAAUUAGAAAAGGAAAUUGGAUGAAUAACCAGCAGGAUUUGAUGAUGGAGGAUCUUGAAGAGCCUUACAACAACAGGGUGAAAUAAAACAUGUUAUGUAUCCUCUAAAACACUCACGUGCAACAGAAUUUCUUUACUGGGUUGUGCAAUUCAAGCUCUGUAAAGUAUUUCUACCUCUAAGAAAAGAAAUAAUGUCAAGACAUUUUUGUUUAGGAAAUGAUAAGUUACUUGCAAAAUAUUUAAGUGUUUGACACAAGGAAGAAGCAAAAUUAAUCCUUCUCUAUCACCAGCUUAAACCAGGGACAAACUCUCCACAGUCUGUGAUGACUCACUGCUCUUGCACUGGACUAGAGCAAAGUCCUGAUUACAAUGAGAUUACCUCCUGUUUAUCGUGAAUUAAAAGAAAAAGACAACUACAAUUAUAUACCCUGAUACAACGAUAUCUGACACUGAUAGAGAGAACAUGUAAUUGCUUCUCUGAAUUUCUGAAGUACAGUUGAAGUAGGGCUGUAUGUACAAUAUUUAUGGUAACAGUUCAGCAUGUAAGGCUGGUUGUUACUAACACCUACAAUCUUUUUCCAAUAUCAGGCAACAAAACUAACACAGCUGUCUGUAGUGGCCAUCUGGACUGCCAGGUAGAGAAGGGAACCAUGAAACUCACCAGGGCCCUCUGUGCACAUGCACUCUCCUGCGGGGUUUGACUGCCAGGACUCAGGGCAGUUGUGAGGCAUCCCUUCCCACUGGUUAUUCCAGAGAGAGGCUCCCAGACCGCACUAUGGGAAUGUCACAGCACAUACUUAUGAGCUGCUUUUACAGUGAUACUCCAAUGAUGGGCCCCUACUGCCUCACAGUCCUUCCCUGGGGCUGGUCAUAGGCCCCGUGUUCCAGGCACUAAGCCCGAUCUGCAGGUCAACUUCCUCACCUGAGCCCAGACCUGACAUCACCAUAAGCUUGUCUGAUGGUCUGAACCCUCAGCUAAACCCAGCUUCACAUCCAGCCCUGGUGAGGAGCUUGCUCUGCAACACACACCUCAUCUUCAUGGGGAGCAGCCACCCCUUACAGCAUUCUAAGGGAAUCAUCUGGUCUGGAUAUUUUUGUUUUCUGUUGCAUUAAGAGAAAAAUUUAUCUACAGACCAAUACAUCUGCAAAUGAGAUUUAUAUAAAGUCCUCUACUAAAAGCCUGACUAAUCCAGUAAACUCAUUUCAUGAUUAACGUACUGCAUUUCUCUGUUCAGCAAUGGGUUCUUGGUACUACACUUUUGGGUGCUUCAAGUGAAGCAUAAGCUUGUUCCUGGAACUUAUCAGUCCAUUACUCUAUUAAAUGCUGGAAAUACAGUCUGAAUAUUUGAAC
Molecule: messenger RNA, 2599 nt
Organism: Meleagris gallopavo (turkey)
Lineage: Eukaryota; Metazoa; Chordata; Aves; Galliformes; Phasianidae
Gene: NPFFR2
Product: neuropeptide FF receptor 2
Biological process (GO): cellular response to hormone stimulus; G protein-coupled receptor signaling pathway; regulation of adenylate cyclase activity
Cellular component (GO): plasma membrane
Molecular function (GO): neuropeptide receptor activity; opioid receptor binding; peptide binding
Source: RefSeq, a predicted model, not a curated record